UAGAGGGUUAGAGAGAGAGAGAGGUAGAGGGUUAGAGAGAUGCAGCACAAUGUGUGAGUGUAGAGUGUCAGUUAGAGACUAACAUUAAAGGUGUAACGUGUUUUCGAGAGAGCCUCAGCUGGUGUGUGUGUGUUUGUGUUAGAGGCAUAACCAGAAAUUUGAUGUUAGACACUGGACACACACGUGUGUAACAGAGGCAGACCAGUAUAGUGUAUGAUCACUACAAGCAGCACACAUGCAGUGAUUGAUAGAUAGAUAGAUAGAUAGAGAGAGAGAGAGAGAGAUACACACACACACACACAGUCAAACACUGUGUUACAGUGCAGACAAACUCUCAGAUUGCUUGUGUAGAGAGAGGAGUACAGACUGUCCUGCCCUGGUAGUGUAACAUGGCUGUCCCAGUAGCUCAGCCUCAUCACAUUUUUGGGCUUCAUGCCUCUGUCACAAAUAACAUUAUUUAUUUGGACGAACAAACAAUAAUCUACCCUGCUGGGAACACCUGCAUACGUUACAACAUCGACCAGAAAUGGCAGAAAUUCAUCCCAGGAACUGAAAGAAGCCAUGGAAUGCAAGCCCUUGCCAUAAGUCCAAAUCGACGAUAUUUGGCCAUUUCCGAAAAAGGUGAAAGGGCCACAAUCACAAUCUAUGAUUUGCAGCCUGAUCAAAGCAGAAAAAGAAAGGUCCUCAGCAUGAACGAACUUCAGGCACAGGAGUUUGUCAGUCUGGCCUUCUCACCAGACUCCAAAUAUAUAAUUGCGGAGUCUGGAGAUCCUGAUUGGAAUCUGGUCUACUGGAUGUGGAAGAAACAAAAAUUAAUGUGCGUUAUCAAGACUACUAUCCAGAGUAACCCUGUUUAUCAGGUCUCUUUUAACCCCCAUGAUGGCACACAGAUCUGCGUGAUUGGGGAUAGCAUUUUCAAACUAUUCCGCUAUGCUGAGGGAACUUUCAAGCAGAUCAAUUUCCAAAAAUUGGAGCCACAACACUACCUCUCACAUGUUUGGGUGGCUGAGGAUCGCAUUAUUGCUGGCACUGAUACUGGAAGAGUUUGCCUGUUUGAGUCAGCUGAUAUGCGCUGGGAGUUCAAUAUUGCAGAGUUUCAAAGGCAGCAUAACUUCAUGAUGCAUCUCGCUCAAGUUAGCAAUCCCAGAGUCACUGCUAUAGCUGCGUAUUCCAAAGGUUUCCUGUGUGCUGCUGGGCCUGCAACUGUGUAUCAGUUUGAAAAAGGAGAUGAGAAGGAUACCUAUAAGAAAACCAGAGAAAUUAGGAUCCCACAGGAUAUAUUCAGCACAGAUCCAACCCUAUCAGAACAGCAAGAGAUUGUAACUUUGUCUAUUAGUCCAUCGGAAGAGACGCUAAUUGCUACCACCAAUAAGAAUCAAUUGUACAGCAUUAUUCUGUCUUCUACUGAAAUGACCAAGAAUGAACCAACGCACUUUGAGAUUCUCUGUCAAUCCUUCCACUCCAGUGCAAUCACAGGCUUGGGAAUCUGCAUCAGAAAACCUAUCAUUGGGACCUGCUCUGUGGACCGAUCUGUUCGUAUCUGGAACUAUGAGACUAAUUCUUUAGAUCUUUAUAAGGAGUUUCAGGAGGAAGCGUACAGUAUUGCUGUGCAUCCAUCUGGUCUGUACAUUCUCGUUGGAUUCUCCGACAAGUUGCGACUCAUGAAUCUUCUGAUUGAUGAUAUUCGAAGCUUCAAAGAGUUCACAGUUCGAAGCUGUAGAGAGUGUUCCUUUAGCAACGGUGGUCACCUAUUUGCGACAGUAAAUGGAAAUGUCAUUCACAUUUUUGCCACAACGACGUUUGAAAAUAUUGUUAAUCUUAAGGGUCACAAUGGAAAGGUUCGCUGCAUUGUUUGGAGCAUUGAUGACAGCAAAAUUAUUUCCUGUGGCAUGGAUGGUGCAGUCUAUGAGUGGAAUACACUGACUGGAAAACGAGAAUCUGAGUGUGUGCUGAAAUCCUGUAGUUACAAUGGAGUGUGCGUCUCAACAGAUGGGAAAAUUAUAUUUGCAGUGGGUUCCGAUCGAACUCUGAAAGAAAUUUCCGACUCCCAGAUUCUUCGAGAAGUUCCAUCAAAUGAUGUUGUAUAUAGCUGCGUUAUAAUGUCUCGUUCUGGACGAAUGCUGUUUACAGGCACUUCUGGUGGAACGAUCAGAUGCAUGAAAAUCCCACUAUCUAUCCAGAGGGAUUGGAAUGAGUAUCAGGCACAUGCUGGACCCAUAGUUAAGAUGGCCAUUACCUAUGAUGACCAAUACUUGCUGACUGUUUCAGAAGACGCGUGCCUUAUUAUCUGGAAGAUUGUUGAGGGCCGGGGACUGAAACGAGAAAAGGAAAUUGGAUAUGCAGAGGAAAUUUUGAUCACAAAAUCUGAUUUGGAAGAAAAAAACCAACUCAUGUUGGAGUUGAAAACUCGUGUUGAGGAAUUGAAAAUGGAGAAUGAAUACCAACUCCGACUGAAGGAUAUGAACUACAAUGAGAAAAUCAAAGAGUUAACUGAGAAAUUUAUCCAGGAAAUGGAGUCUCUCAAAACAAAGAACCAGGUAUUGAAAACUGACAAAGAGAAGGUUGAGUUAAAACAUGAGGAAGAUGUAUCGGACAUCCUGGAGAAACAGGCCAGAGAAGUCCAGGAUUUAGAAUCUACAAACAAUCAGAAGCUGAUGUUGGAGUACGAAAAGUACCAGGAGCUGCAGGUCAAAUCCAGCCGAAUGCAGGAAGAUUACGAGAGGCAACUGCAUGAGAUGGGUGAGAGUAAGAAUCAAGCAUUAGAAGAGCUAACUGAGUACUAUGAGACCAAACUCCAGGAGAAGAUAGCGCUGCUUGAACAGUUGCAUGAUGAAUCUAGGCAGCAGCUUCGAGAGUUUGAUGAAACAAAAAAACAAAUUGAAGAAGACGGUGACCGUGAAAUUCAGGAUAUCAAAAUCAAAUACGAGCGUAAUCUGAGAGAGGAGAGAGAAACAAACCUCCGUCUAAAAGGAGAAACCGGAAUCAUGAAGAAGAAGUUCACAAGUUUGCAGAAGGAGAUUGAAGACAGGCAGGGAGAGAUUGAGAAACUUAGGACAGAACAUCAGAAAUUGCAAGGAAUCAUCAGAUCCCUGGAGAAAGAAAUUCAUGGAUUGAAGAAAGAAAUUCAUGAACGAGAUGAAACCAUUCAGGACAAGGAAAAACGCAUCUAUGAUCUCAAGAAAAAAAACCAAGAACUGGAGACGUUUAAAUUUGUUCUGGAUUUCAAAAUUAAAGAGUUGAAAAAACAGAUUGAACCUCGAGAAAAUGACAUAAAACGAAUGAAGGACCAAAUACAGGAGAUGGAGCGUGAGUUAGAGCGAUUUCAUAAACAGAACACUCAGUUGGAACUUAACAUCACUGAUCUGAAACAAAAGCUGAAGGCAACAGAAACUGAAAUGCACAGAGAGAGGGAAAAGGUGCGGAAUGUAGAAUCCGUCAUCAAGCGUUUUAAAACUGAUCUAUACCAUUGUGUGGCCUUCAUCCAAGAGCCAAGGAAGCUGAAGGAAAGUGUACGGGAGCUAUAUGAGAAAUAUGUUCCACAGUCUGAUGUGUUUGAAAUUGCAGUCGUUGAUGCAGACAUUCAACGAGAGUUUGGUCGACAAAGGGACCACUUGGAGAGGAGCAUUGCAACCCUGCAGAAAAAGCUAGUGAAGGACACAGAGAUUCACCGCACAGAUAACGUCCGCAUCAUGCAGGAAAACGUUAUUCUAAUUAAGGAAAUUAAUGACCUGAGGCAUGAUCUGAAGGCUGCUCGAAUCCAAGUACAUGAUUUAGAAGUAACUCUUGGAGUCAAGAAAAACAAGAAAAAACCAUGCCCUCUACAAUUCAAAGAUGAUUGUUCGAGGACUGGAGGCAUAAUGCGUCUUAAUUUUGAGAAAGAGGCAGAACGUAUUAUUGAAAUGCAGCGACUUGAAAUAAAACGUCUUCGGGAUCAAAUUCAGCAACAGGAGGAUAUGCGAUCCACUUCUGUUGGAAAGAUAACCUCACUCGUUGUGUAAAAGUUGCUUGGAAUAUAUGUAAGAAGACAGCACAUCAUGAGUUUACCCUGUCACCUUUACUUAACAAAGCAAACAAUUGUCAUAAUUUCUGACAGAUACUUUGUCGUCACUCAGUUUGUCCUUCCUUUCUCUUCUGAACAACGUCACACUGUUAGAAACCAAAGCAGUGACUAGUGUUUUAAGGGUAAACUAUUAAACUUUGUUCUCAUGUUUCCUGAAACCUUUUGUGUAUUAAGUCCCAGUGUACAUUACCUGGCAGCAAAUCAUAUUGUUAUCAUAAGUAAAUUAGUCUUGAUUAAAGGAAUUUGAUAAUUAUAAUUCA
Molecule: messenger RNA, 4320 nt
Organism: Callorhinchus milii (elephant shark)
Lineage: Eukaryota; Metazoa; Chordata; Chondrichthyes; Chimaeriformes; Callorhinchidae
Gene: cfap57
Product: cilia and flagella associated protein 57
Exons: 22
Coding region: 390-3998 (1202 amino acids)
Molecular function (GO): protein binding
Source: RefSeq, a predicted model, not a curated record